Callithrix jacchus (white-tufted-ear marmoset) is the source of this 3244-nucleotide messenger RNA. RefSeq names its product B and T lymphocyte associated (gene BTLA). Gene Ontology annotation, biological process: immune response-regulating cell surface receptor signaling pathway. The record is from RefSeq and is a predicted model, not a curated record. Gene Ontology annotation, molecular function: signaling receptor activity. Gene Ontology annotation, cellular component: plasma membrane. NCBI's taxonomy places the organism in Eukaryota, Metazoa, Chordata, Mammalia, Primates, Cebidae.
ACCUCAAGCUGGGGCAAAAAGGUAGCAGAGCGGAAGGAGAAGUUAAGGACUGAGCUGCUUUGCAGUUCAGUGUUUGAAAGUGAGCAGCCAACCUAACAAGAAGCAAAAACCACAGAGCAGAGAACCACAUUGUCUUUCUGUUCACUUCGUUUCACAAAAACAUCCAGGCUCUUCCUAUGUUUCUCUCUUACCACCUUUCUCUCUCUCUCUCUUCUUCUUUUUUUUUUUAAUUUCACAGAUGCCACUGGGGUAGGUAAACUGACCCAACUCUGCAGAACUCAGGACGAACAGAAGACUUCUACUUGAGCAGUUUUUCCAUCCCUGCUAUGUGCAGGAAAUGAAGACAUUGCCUGCCAUGCUCGGAAUUGGGAAAUUAUUUGGGGUCUUCUUCCUAAUCCCAUAUCUGGACAUCUGGAGAAUCCAUGGGACAGAAUCAUGUGAUGUACAGCUUUACAUAAAGAGACAAUCUGCAUACUCGGUCUUAGCAGGAAAACCCUUUAACCUGCAAUGCCCUGUGAAAUACUGUGCUCACAGGCCUCAUGUGACUUGGUGCAAGCUCAAUGGAACAAAAUGUUUACCACUUGAAGAUGGACUUCAGCGACACACAAGUUGGAAAGAAGAAAAGAACAUUUCAUAUUUUAUUUUACAUUUUGAACAAGUGCUUCCUAGUGACAGUGGGUUAUACCGCUGUUCUGCACAUUUUUCAUUUCAUCUCAUUGAAAGCCACUCAACAACUGUUUAUGUGAGAGGAAAGCAAAAUGAACUUUCUGACACAGCAGGAAAGGAAAUUAUCCUGGUUGAUGUUCCCUUUAAAAGUGAGAAAACAGAAGCAAGCACCAGGCAAAAUUCCCAAGUAUUGCUAUCAGAAAGUGGAAUUUAUGAUAAUGACCCUGACCUUUGUUUCAGGAUGCAGGAAGGGUCUGAAGUUUAUUCUAAUUCAUGCCUGGAAGAAAACAAACCGUGCAUUGUUUAUGCUUCCCUGGACCAUUCCAUCAUUGGAGUGAACUCAAGACACGCAAGACCUGUGAAAGAAGCACCAACAGAAUAUGCAUCCAUAUGUGUGAGGAGCUAAGUCUAUUUCUGACUCCAACAGGGGGCAUUGAAUGACCAGCAUGUCAACAUCAUUGUCUGGGCCCAACAGGAUGUCAAAUAAUAUUUCUCACUUUGAGAAUUUUUACUUUAAAAAUGUUCAUGUUAGUCCUUGGGUCUUAAGGGUCCAUAGGACAAAUGAUUAAAAUUUCUCCCAGAAACUUAUUUGGGAGCUUUUUAUAUUAUAACCUUGAACAAGAAAAUCUCUCCAAAACUGAUUGAUAUCAUGAGUAGCAGAAUAGUAGAACAUUUAAACUUAGCUCCAAUUCACCCAGUAUACAAACUCAAUCUUGCUUUUGAAGCUAUUGGAAAGACUUGUAGGGAAAAGAGGUUUGUGUUAUCUGGAUCAGUUUACUACACACUCUUGAAAACAAAAUGUCCCAAUUUGACUAACCAACCAUAAAUAUAGUAAUGAUUUUAUAUUUCAAGUCAAUCUUUCAUGAUAAGAAAUGUUUUCUCUGUCAAUCUAAGAAUGGUGUUUCUUAAAUGCAAAGGAGAAAUCAUUUUAGACUUGAUGUAAGAAAAUGAAAAGAAUAAAUGGUGCAAUAAAAAUAUAGAAUAUACCAACUAGAUGCAGAGUAGAUGUUCCCCAUACCUGGCAAGCAAAUGCUUGUAUCUACUCCGUGAGAUUGAUAGACAAAUAUGAGUAUUAGUGGAGCAGUCAACGUAUAGUACAUUGAUGAAUAAAGUAGUGACUCACUGUUUGGGUCACAUAGACUGAUGGAUAAGAAUGUGACAUAAUGCUGCUGAAUUGAUAGACUUGUGGGCAUCCGAAUAGCUUAGAAGUUAGUCAGAAUAGGUAUUAUUGGGCAAGUGAAGACUGAUAGCUUAAACUGCUUCAUGCUUGACUUGAUAGCAAGUUAAAGUGCAAUUAAUGGAAUGGAGGAAAACCCAGAAUAUUUAAUUGGUCAGCUGGGGUCAAUACGCUCUCAUUCACCACAUCUGCUUCUUGCUGUUAUUCUUACUAAGGAAUCAGGGCAAAUUAUCUGUAGUGACAUAUUUUAGUUUGCUAAUCAUUUAUUUUAAAAUACUGAGGUUGCAGCCACUUAAGAGCACAGCAAAGAUGGAUUCCAAUAUUUGGAAUUUCCAAAGUACUUGAGUUAAAUUAUUUCAAAAAUAGCCUAUAACUUUAUUCAACAGUUUGAGGCGAUUAGAAUUCUCAGGUGCUGCUACUGAAUAAUGUAAUAGUCUUUAUACAAAGUGGGUAGCAAAAGUUAAAAUCCACUUGAACAAAUAUGUGGGUUGAGCUGCUGCACAAAUGAAUGUGAUCUCUGUGUGUGUGUGUUUGUGUGUGUGAGCGUGCGUACGCCUGUGUGUGUGGUGUAUAUUUUAGGUGGGGUGGGUGACAACAGAAAUGGUGCAUGAUCAAGUUGAUAUUACAUUUUCAGUUUCCUUUUGAAGCUCAAAAUACUAGAUUAAAUGUGUCAUUAAAGAAAAUAAUGUGUGAAAUUAUGGAGUGGAGAGUGUAAGUGGGGUAAACAUAUAGGAAGACAAAACCGGGGUUUUGUGGUGGAGAGAGUUUCUUAUAUAACACUGGCAUUACGUUUUAGCUCCUUAGAUCUGGGAGUGCAGAUAUUCUUUUGAGUCACUGUUAUUUAGCCAAUGACACCUAGAAUUUUAAGCAACCACUUCUAGAUAGGCUCUUUUAGGCAGGCUGCACUUGUGGACGACUUAUGUAAGAAAGACAUAUUAGAAUUGCUGCUUGUGGUAUUCUUAAAAAUAGAAACAGGAAAUAUGGGGAGGAUACAUUUAGCUGUCCUCUUAUCAGAUGAACACACAAAGCUGAACAGUUCCUUCAUGAUUCUCUCAAACUUAAAAGCAAAAUAUUUCUGUCUUAUUUAGAAUAUUCUUAGUAUGUCUUACAGUAAAGAUAAUGCUGAUAAUGAUUUAAUCUCUGUGAUUUAUUAACAUAUUUGUACUGUUUGCCAAAAUCACACAUCAUUCAUGUUUUUACUCCUUUUCAAAGUGGUGUCAGAGAUAUAUAUGCAUUUUCCCAAAUGAAUCUAUUUCACUAUUAUUUACAUGGCUUAUUUCCUUAAUUUAUAAUGGUUUGAGCAACAGAAUAUGUAGAUAAUUUAAUGGUUUUUCACAAAUUUUAGGCUUGUUGAUUGUUCUCAAUAAGAAGGUAAAGUUAUUAAAACUGAUUUGGAAUCAA